GUGUCCAAUCGCCCCGGUUUUGUCCCAGACUUUACAUACCAGCUUGAGAGAGUGGCUUGCAAUUGUCACAGCUGUCAGAGUUUGAAUUCGGCUGAUAGGACUUCGGUGUGGCUUGUGAGUGAUUUGUUUAUUGUACUAGUUACACAUUAUAUUGUCAAGUGCUUUGCAACACCGUUCAAUGUAAGAGAACACUUGGUGCUGACCAUGGCAUGUUGCAGACAAUACCUCGCAGUGGAGAUACAACCAGUAGCAAUCACCUAAAGACACAGAGUCUCAGCAAGUGUAAGACACAGGAGCUAUACAUUAGCUGUACCUA
Mycena citricolor is the source of this 316-nucleotide messenger RNA. The record is from the annotation of a GenBank genome assembly. Lineage: Eukaryota; Fungi; Basidiomycota; Agaricomycetes; Agaricales; Mycenaceae.